AUGCUGACAGGGGAGUCUCUUCCCGUUCGAAGGGAUGUUGGCGACAUAAUAAUGGGCGACUCUUCCGCAACGAAGUCGGACGGUGACGCUCUGCUUGACGACAUCAUCAAGUAUUUCGUCACAGCUGUCAUUUUCUUUGCAAUCGUUCUUCCGAUCCUCGAGGUCUUUAGACACAACUCACUUCACCCCAACUAUCAGUACAUUCGAUCCGCCGUGGCUAGAUCGAUGACUAUCCUGAUGAGCGCAUGCCCAUGUGCUCUCGGCCUUGCUAUACCAUCCGCGGUUGCAACCGCAGUCUAUUCUGCACAGAAAAGAGGACUGUUGAUUACUGGAGGCGCAUCGACGAUACAGAAGCUGGUCAAGGUCAGGUCCGUCAUCUUCGAUAAGACUGGGACGUUGACCGGGGACAACUUGACUGUCUCGGACUUCUUGCCAUCACCCCAGUGGGCCUGCAGGGAGAACACACUUUGGACCUUGAUCUGUGCAGUUGAGGUCAAUGAUGCUACUGGUCAUCCACUGGGUAAGAGCAUCUUCUCAAGUGGCGUCAAAUCUUUGGGUGAAGAUUGGCUGCGCUUCCAAGCUCACGGUGAGACGCGCGACAUCUGCAGCUCAGCCGGUCAAGGCGUCUCCGGAAACGUUCGCAUUGCCAAAGACGAGUGGCAUUAUGUCAUUGUGGGAAGCUCACAAUACCUUAAAGCUGCUGGUAUCAACGACAUUCCUGACCACGGCGACGCUGUGGGAAGUGGCAAGAUUGAGGCUCGCGUUGGGGUAGACGGCUGCUAUGCUGGAAAGAUACUAGUUUCGCUUACGGGCGAUAUGGCCGACGAAGCUCACAGAGUCGCCAGUCAUGUGGGAAUACCUGUUUUGGCAUCACAAGCCUCGCCGACCGACAAACUCGCUUUCAUCAACGCUUCCAAAAAGAACGGUAAUGCGGUGGCUAUGGUCGGUGAUGGACUCAACGAUGCUCCGAGUCUUGCAGCUGCGGACGUUGGCUUUGCCGUGUACCACAAUAAUGCAUUGGCUACGACGGGUGCUUCAAUUAUGAUUCUUAACUCGCGGAUAGAUCUGGUUUGCCUUGCAUUCAAAAUUGCGGAGCUCACCAACCAACAGAUUACGUUCAACUUGAGAUGGACUGCGGCGUACAACCUUCUCGCCUUCGUGAUGGCAGUAGGCUGGAUAAAGCCAUUUGGAUUUGCCAUGACACCGUAA
Molecule: messenger RNA, 1209 nt
Organism: Colletotrichum chrysophilum
Lineage: Eukaryota; Fungi; Ascomycota; Sordariomycetes; Glomerellales; Glomerellaceae
Exons: 5
Coding region: 1-1209 (402 amino acids)
Biological process (GO): copper ion homeostasis
Cellular component (GO): membrane
Molecular function (GO): copper ion binding; ATP hydrolysis activity; P-type divalent copper transporter activity
Source: RefSeq, a predicted model, not a curated record